Messenger RNA from Coturnix japonica (Japanese quail), 4355 nucleotides. It is a transcript of the gene SUSD5, whose product is annotated as sushi domain containing 5. Gene Ontology annotation, molecular function: hyaluronic acid binding. Lineage: Eukaryota; Metazoa; Chordata; Aves; Galliformes; Phasianidae. The record is from RefSeq and is a predicted model, not a curated record. Gene Ontology annotation, biological process: cell adhesion; Notch signaling pathway.
GUGACUUUUCGCACCGGCUCUCGCUGCUCGCUGCCCUGCCGACUGGGCUGGGCAAAGCCUCUCCCGAGCCCCAGCUGGCCGGACAACUCCCCCCCACCUCCCCUCCCCUUCACACUCGCCAAGCGACAGAUUCCACUCUCCCUCCCUCUCCCUUUCUUUUUCCAUCCCUCCCACCUUCAGCACAGACCCAAGACGCAGGAUCCCGCCGAGAGAAAGCGGCUCCUUGAAACCAUCACCGCAGCCCGUGCUGCUAAGGAGGGAGAGGAAAACCUCCACGCCACCUCCUGCAGCGGGGGGCUUCGCAGAGGGGCGAUGGCUUUGGGCUCCCAGAGAUCAUCUCUUACCUUUGCCCGGGGUGUGGGACCCGUCUUCUUCAUCCUUCAAAUCAUCUCCGUUCGGGCUGAUGGGAAAGUGUUUGCACUUGAGUCCAAGAACAACUCUCAGGGUCUGGAUUUAGCUGAAGCUGAGAAAGCUUGUGUUGACCUGAGUGCUCGCUUAGCAACUGCAGAAGAACUGAAAAGGGCUGUCCUGGACUGUUCCUUCCUUGGCUGCACCACGGGAUGGCUGGCUGAUGGCACUGCUGGGACAAUAAUAUGCAGAAAGACGGGCAGCAAACAACAGAGCGUGAAAGCCAUUGAUGUUAAAAUUGAAACCGAUCCCUUUGUGAAUGACCAAUAUGAUGCUUUUUGUGUAAAGGAUGAAGACAAGCCGUGUGGAGAUCCUCCGUCCUUCCCUCACACCAUCUUGCACGGCCACACUGGCUUUGAAAUGGGAGAUGAGCUGCUGUAUGUUUGUGCCCAGGGGUACGUCAUGGGUAACAAGGAGACGGCGUUCACGCUGCUCUGCGACAGCUGUGGGGAGUGGUAUGGGCAGGUGCAAGCCUGUGUCAAAGAUGAAACUGAGGCACAUAUUGACUAUGAAGAUAAUUUUCCCGAUGACAGAUCAAUACCUAUUGCUGAGAACGAACAUACCAAUGGCAAAGAGGAAAUCGAGUCGGAACAAGAGCAGCUUUCCUUCAGUAAAAAGCCAGAGGAAGGAAGAAGUGGAAGUACCAGAGGGGUUACUCAGGACAUAGAUACUUCUGAAAAUAGAAGCAGGGCACCAACUGAAUCCCCUGUUUCACUCCUAAGCCAAAAAAACUUGUUUUGGUUUCCAUCAGAGGCUUUCAGUGAGCCUGAAUCAGAGAAAGAGACAGACGAAUCUGCUAAAGCACAGUUUUCGGAGGGUGAUAACCACAUUGGAGCCAAGACAGUCUACGACCAACCUGGUGCCAAAAUGUAUUAUGACAGUGAGGAUUUCCCCAUUGGACCCAUUCUCACAGCAAAUGAUACAAAGGAAGAGAUAGAUACAGUUCCUAUUACUGAUGAGUCAUGGUUAGAUGGUUACCCAGUAACACAAGAAGUGGUAGAAGAUGAUGAAGAGGAGGGGGAUAAAGUUGAUGGGUCGAUGGGAACAGAGGAAGACAUUAUCCUCACAACUGAUCAACCAAAUCACGUUGAAGUCAGAAAACUGGGCACUGGUAGCCCUGCUCCAGAGGAAGGUUUAACACAGAUUGUGGCAGCAACAACCAGUAUAGAUGAUGAGAGGGUCAAAGAGACACCAGCACCACUUACACCAGUGAGUGGUCUGGAGGACUUAAGCGUGAGCAGAGGUUAUGAUGAUGCUGCAUGGGAGCACCCAACUACAGCUCUGGAAACUGUGACUCAGGAGCCCAUUACAACAUUGCUGUUGGACGUAACCAGCUUAAGAACUUCUGCGUCUGAAACUUCUGUGGUGGCCAGACCCUUUGAUCACACUACUGAGGAAGAAGCAAAAGGAACAACAGCCAACCCAGCACAAGUAGCAACCACUGCACCUGCUCCAGAUAUCCUUACUGAGACAUCAUCCCCAGAAUUUGAUGAGCAAGAAAAUCUCACCCAGGGCCUUGGAGAAAAGCCAGUCCCCACUUCUGAACCUUGUGAAGGAGAGGAUUGUCCCAAGUCAAGUAAAGGUGCUGUCAUAGCAGUCAUCGUGAUUCUCCUGUGCUUGUUACUGGCUGCAGCUGUACUGGCUGUGUGGUUUUUCAAGAAACGGCAGCAGAAAAAUUCUGUCUAUAAACUAAAUGGAAGGUGUCAGCCCCGGCAUCACUGUUACCACCACUACCACCACCAACACAUUGAAAUGCAGAAAGUCUAACCAAGGGCCUUCUGGGAGAAAAGCUAGAUAUCAGAAGAACGUAUCGAGGCUAGAAGGAUCACAUGACUCAUGGAUACUAAAAUCCAGCAGUGCAGAAAGCAGAAGACAAAAUGCUAAAAGAACACAGAAGACAGACGAGAUUUCAUCAGUUUGAAAUUGCAGUUUAGCGUAUCUGACCUUUCAAAACUAAAGAAUCUGUAUUGUUUUGCCAAAAGGUCUUUUGGAGACAUCAGCAGGACACAGUGUGCUUGCUAGGACAUCUACAGUUUGUUCUGCUUUUACAUUUUGCUCCUAUUAAUAAUAAAUUAAUUGAUUAAUUUCUGUGCUACCUGAUUAUAAUCUAAUGGCAGGGCUGGUCGGGCCUUCUUGGACUACUCUCAGUGGAACAGGGAAGGAAGGAAGGAAGGGAUGAGGGGAGAAGGAUGUUUUUGGAGUAACCACACAUUCGGAGUUUGUUCUUUUUUUUAGAACCUGACCAAGCCAGUCAGGAUAAACCACCAUAACAAAUUAUUGCCUGACGUGUCUUAAGAAGAAAAAACUAUUUGCAACCAUACUUUAAUGGAUAGUAUUGCAAUGAUUACUAAGGUACUUUUCUUCAGUGUUAUGAAUUUAACAAGCCAAAAACCGGUAAGGUAUUUUUUAUGGAAGGUGCUCUUUUAGUCUUAGUGAAGAAGUGCCAUUCUUAUACUAAUCUUUUUAUAGAAAUGAUGAUGCCUCCCUGGAAUUCAGAGAAUACCGUAUGGGCCAUUCUUCCCUUAAUAUCAGCAGAAGAGGACUCAGAGCACAGAUUUCAGACAUUAUGAUGAAUAGAUUCAUAUUACAGAGCAGACGGCGAUGAAGCACUUUGCAGGGGAGCCCAGCCUGAAGUCAGUCACUUUUCUGAACACGAUAGUGACUGACCAAGAUACUGAAUUUUAAUUCAAAGCCAGCGGUACCACUGGCAGUCGAAGCCAUGUUUCAUAUUUCUGCCAUAUGAACUCUGUGCAAUGACUGAUUUUCACCAUUCUGCUUUUUCAUCAGCUGAAGAGGUGUCUGGAGGGGACAAAGGCUGGCAAUGGGAGAUGGGUAUCCAUAUAGAAUGCUGCUUUUUGUGGUCUUAAAGUGAACCUAGGGAAGGAAGAAUUUACAUCCACUUGAUAAAAUGCAGAAACUUGACUCUUAAACUGUAUGUUAGCAUACAAACACGGAGGUCUUUUCAACAGCAUGUUCUCUUUCAAAUGGUUUUGAAAAUGGCCAUGGAAAGAGAGGAAUGUGUUUUCUAGAACCUCUUAAAAUAGUUCUUAUGUGCUUAGUAUGAAGUACUUCCUUACCUUUCUGAAUGACCAGGAAAAAGCCUAGCAAAUGUGAAUAAUCUCCAGGUCCUAAGUGAAUGCAUCCGCUGCUCUACUGCACAGCCUUAGCCAAAAUGACAAGAAGUUGAGCACAGCAUAGUGCUGGAGUAAGAAAAAGUGACUUGGCAGAGUUCAUUCACAUUCAUGAUCUGUUUUGAGUCAAGGUGGUAACCAUCUCUAACUCCAUGGAAGGUAGACUUUGUGAAAUGGAGUGCGGCUUUUGGCGUGUCACAAAUAUAGCCAUCAAUCCCAAUGCUGGUAAGGAAAACAAAGAACAGAUAGAAGUUAUCUUGGAGAAUUUGACCUCAGAGUGGUAAAAAUCGAAUUGCCUGGCAAAAGCCACAGUAAACAAAGAACAGCAGACACUGUACAGAUUUGUAAAUACUGUGUUCUCUGACAUAUGCAUGACUUUGUGCUUUUAAUGCAUUCUAGAAUAUGAAAUAACAUAGAAUUUCUGUUGUAAACUAUUCCUUUUAUGCAGCAGUGUUUUUAAAGGACAACGGAUUUAGCACUAAGGAACUUUGUGGAGACUUAAUUCGACUAAAAUGUGCCAUGUGUAAUCUUGUCAAAAAAUAAACACAGGAACAUCCAUUAAAAUAUUGUUUAACUGAAUGGUACAAGUGCGUGUUGCAGUUCUGUGAAGCAUCAUUCAAAAUGAAAAGUCAAUACCAUUUGUCUCAGGAACUGGACUGUAAAAAUGAGAUUCAAAAUAUAAUUACAAACAUAAACAACACAGGGAUAUUAUUUGAGACACGGAAAUCACUUGUUGUUCAUGAACCAGAAGAAAGUGUAUGUUAACAUAGUGCUUUGGAGAUAUUUAAAUAAAAGUCAAGUUACAGAAAAGGGAAA